This is a messenger RNA of Nannospalax galili (Upper Galilee mountains blind mole rat), 1140 nucleotides long. It is a transcript of the gene Ascl2, whose product is annotated as achaete-scute family bHLH transcription factor 2. The transcript has 2 exons. Bases 13 to 597 code for a protein of 194 amino acids. Gene Ontology annotation, cellular component: RNA polymerase II transcription regulator complex. Gene Ontology annotation, molecular function: protein dimerization activity; DNA-binding transcription factor activity, RNA polymerase II-specific; RNA polymerase II transcription regulatory region sequence-specific DNA binding. The record is from RefSeq and is a predicted model, not a curated record. Gene Ontology annotation, biological process: positive regulation of transcription by RNA polymerase II; sensory organ development; neuron differentiation. NCBI's taxonomy places the organism in Eukaryota, Metazoa, Chordata, Mammalia, Rodentia, Spalacidae.
GAUGCGGGCGCGAUGGACAGCGGCGCGCUGCCCCGGUUCUUGGCCCCUUCGCCCCGCGUCCCCGGAGCCUGCACCGCUCGGAGGAGACCCGCGUCCCCGGAACUGCUGCGCUGCAGCCGGCGGCGCCGAUCGGGCGCGACCGAGUCUGGGGGCGGCUCGGCGGCGGUGGCGCGGCGCAACGAGCGCGAGCGCAACCGUGUGAAGUUGGUGAACUUGGGCUUCCAGGCACUGCGGCAGCACGUGCCGCACGGCGGCGCCAGCAAGAAGCUGAGCAAGGUGGAGACGCUGCGCUCCGCGGUGGAGUACAUUCGUGCGCUGCAGCGGCUGCUGGCCGAGCACGACGCGGUGCGCGCCGCCCUGGCCGGGGGGCUGCUGACCCCGGACACCCGGCCUUCCGCUGCGCGCGGGCCGCCAGCCGCCUCCCCCGCCGCCGCCGCCUCGCCCUCCUGCGCGUCCUCGUCCCCGGGCCGCGGGGGCAGCUCGGAGCCCGGCUCCCCGCGCUCCGCCUACUCCUCGGACGACAGCGGCUGCGAGGCCGAGCUGAGCCCGGCGGAGCGCGAGCUGCUGGACUUUUCCAGCUGGUUAGGGGGCUACUGAGAGCUGUCGUCCCACAAGCCGCUGCCCUGGACAUCCAGACACAAGCGAGUCCAUCUCCUGCGUGCCUCCUAACGGACCCGCCUUCUUGGAGCCUGGGCCUAGGGGACCCGGACUGACUGCAGCCUGACCAAGUGCCAAGUGCUGAUCUCUGCCUGCCAGGCCCGACAUGGAAUGGUAACAUCCACCUCGACACCCAUCAGUGGGACACUAGCGCGCGGAGAUUCCUCUGGAUUUUAUAGUGACACAGAAUCUAUUUUUUAUCCAUUGACUUGAACUGCUGGACAGACUCUUAAAUAUGAAGACUUAUUUUUGUACAAAGGAUCCUUUGGCUUGGAGCACAAUAAAGAUUGUCUCUGCCCCCUCCACCCCCACUAUCUGGAACUUUCCAACCUUGCCAAAGCGUGGACCAGGCAGGCCUUGAGGUGUGGCAAGGUACCAGACUGUACCCUUCCCUUCUGAAUCCCAGCCUGGUGCUGAUGUCUGAUACAGCCUGUGUGGGAAUCUGCUUUGGCAAAGUGUGCUACAUAAAGGUUGUUUUCCAGG